This is a messenger RNA of Papilio xuthus (Asian swallowtail), 2751 nucleotides long. RefSeq names its product Choline acetyltransferase (gene ChAT). Lineage: Eukaryota; Metazoa; Arthropoda; Insecta; Lepidoptera; Papilionidae. The annotation marks the transcript as partial. The record is from RefSeq and is a predicted model, not a curated record. Gene Ontology annotation, molecular function: choline O-acetyltransferase activity. Gene Ontology annotation, biological process: neuromuscular synaptic transmission; acetylcholine biosynthetic process. The transcript is spliced from 12 exons. Gene Ontology annotation, cellular component: neuron projection; cytoplasm.
CAGGGCGCGGCGCAGGGCGCGGCGGGCGCGCUGCUGGGCCGGCUGCGGGGAGCGCUGCGCGGGGACGCCGCCGACGCCAUCCGCGGCUUCAUCAGCCACAAGGUCGACUCGCUGCAGCUCAGAGACUCAGCAUGGGGAGAGUCGCUGCUUUCGCUGCCGCGGCGCUGGCUGGCCGCUGGCGUGCGGGCGGAUGGCGAGGACGGCGCCGACCAAGAGGACUUCCAGAAUUUGCAGUUGCCGAAGCUGCCGGUGCCGGAGCUGCAAGCGACAAUGACCACGUACCUUGAGUACGCGGCCGUGCUCGUGCCUCCGCCGCAGCUAGCACAGACGCGAGCGCUCGUGCAGGAGUUCCUGGCGGACCAAGGUCCCAGGCUGCAGGAGGUGCUACUUGAGCGGCACAAGGAAAUGGAUAACUGGGUGACAGACUGGUGGCUGGAUGACAUGUACCUGAAGGUGCGGCUGCCGCUGCCCAUCAACUCUAGCCCCGGCAUGAUCUUUCCGCGGCGGCGCUUCACUAAACUGGAGGAGGUUGCCGAGCUGGGCGCGCUGCUGGUGGAUGACCUGCUCGACUACAAGGAGAUGCUUGACAGGGGCGAGCUGCCGCUGGAGCGCGCCACGAGCCGUGAGAAGGGCCAGCCGCUUUGCAUGCAGCAGUUCUACCGGCUGCUGGGCGUGUGCCGACUGCCCGAGGCGGGACGCGACCGCCUGCACCUGCCGCCGCCUUCGCCGCCGCACGCCUACGACGAGGAGGAACUCAUCAUAGUCGCUUGUAGAAAUUAUUUCUACCCGGUGCGCGUGCGGUGCGGCGCGCGUGGCCGUCGGGCGCCGGGCGAAAUCCGAGCACAGCUUCUGCACGCCAUGGUGGAGGCGGGGGGCGCGCCCGCCGCGCCUCGCCUCGGCCUGCUCACCGCGCUGCCCCGCGACAUCUGGGCCGCUGCCCGCUUGCAGCUUGAUAAAGAGCCGCAGAACCGGGCUAAUCUGGAGCAGAUAUCGCGCGCGCUGUGCGUGCUGUGCGUGGAUGAGGCGGGCGGCGAUCGUGCGGGCGCAGACCCCGACACCGCCGCCAUGCUGCGCGCCAUGCACGGCGCAGGCUCGCAGUACCACUCCGCCAACCGCUGGUUCGACAAGACCGUGCAGCUGAUCAUAGCAUCGGACGGCAUGGUGGGCAUGUGCUACGAGCACAGUGCGGCCGAGGGCGUGGCCGUAGUGCGUCUGGCGGAGCGCGCGUUGGCCCGCGCCGCCGUCGCCCCGCGCCCCACGCCACCUGCUGCACCGCUCGCUGAUCCGCUGCCCGCGCCCAUGCGCUGGCAGCUCACGCCCGACCUCUGCCGGCUCAUCGACCACGCCGCCGAGGAUCUCGACCGGCAAAUCGAGGACCUGGACUUCGUGGUGUACACGUACGAGGGCUACGGGCGCGAGUUCAUGAAGUCCUGCCGCACCAGCCCCGACGUCUACAUACAGCUAGCGCUCCAGUACACAUAUUUCAAGCUGCACGGGAGGUUAGUGUCGACGUACGAGUCGGCGUCGCUGCGGCGCUUCCGCGGCGGCCGCGUCGACAACAUCAGGUCGGCCCACGCAGCCGCGCGCGCCUGGGCGCAGGCCAUGUGUCAGCCGCCGGCUCGCGAUCACCCCGCGCCCGAGCCCGACCCCGCCCGCAAGGUCUCCUUCGACCUGCACGGAGAGCAGAAGAAGCUCCAGCUAUUCGAGGAAGCGGCACGGAAGCAGACGGCCGUAAUGGAGGACAAUAUCCUCGGCCGCGGUAUUGACAACCACCUGCUCGGACUGCGCGAGGCGGCGCGUGAAGCCGGUGCCGGCGCCCUACCGCCGCUCUUCACCGAUCCCACCUACAAGCAGAUGAUGGAGUUCAAGCUCAGCACCAGUCAGGUGGCGACAACAACUGAGGGCACAUGCAUGGGGUACGGCGCGGUGGUGCCCGACGGCUACGGUUGCAGUUACAAUCCAAAGAAGGACAGCGUCAUCUUCUGUAUCGCGUCGUUUCGCUCUUCGCGCGACACCAGCACGGCCGGCUUCCGGCGCGCGCUGCAGGAGGCGCUUGACGACAUACGUCGCAUGUUCCUCGAUACGAGCCCCCGCCACUAGGCCACGCUGCCUCUUAUACCGUUGUAGUCUCCCUUCUAUUGCAUUUACAUAUUUAAAAAAUAAUUUAAAAACUCGAAAUGUAUACAUAUCAACAAUUUUAAGACUUUUAAUAUAUUUCGCUAUGGCGUGUUAGCAGAUAAAGUCUCUUAAGAGCUGUGCGGCGGAGCGGACCUCAGCGGCGGCGGCGCAGUGGCGCUUCGUGCCCGAUAGUAUCUUUAUACAAAAGGCUUUAUACUCUUAAUAGAUACCGUCUAUACACAUAUCAGUAGAAUUAAGUAAAUUGUUAUUAUACAUACACGUAGUUGUUGAAUGUCGUAUUGUUAGUCAAUUCUGGGUGUUAGAGUAGUGUUUACAAUCAUAGAGUUAUUAUAGUUCUAUGGUCAGUACUUCGAUACGAGUACUAUAGUCACUCAGCGACUAACUUUUAGUGUAAUGAAAACUAAGUAUAUUAAGUUAAUAACUUGGCCAAAAAGUUAGACGAAUGCUGGCCAUCGUUGGCCGUUGUUGUAGUUGCAAAUUGUCGUUUCGUCUCAAUUUAUCCUCACCGGAUAUUGUUUAUUUAUACUAUUGUUAUAAUUGUAGUAUUGAAUAAGUUAUUCAAUCCUAUAGGACUUUUAUAAAAACUUGUGAUGCCAAUUAACUCGGCACUAU